This is a messenger RNA of Diaporthe amygdali, 255 nucleotides long. RefSeq lists its product as uncharacterized. The record is from RefSeq and is a predicted model, not a curated record. NCBI's taxonomy places the organism in Eukaryota, Fungi, Ascomycota, Sordariomycetes, Diaporthales, Diaporthaceae. The coding region runs from base 1 to 255 and encodes 84 amino acids. The transcript has a single exon.
AUGAAAGUUUCCAUCAUGAAGGAAUAUCUCUCGACGGCCACCGCUGUCUUGCCCGCGCUGCGCAUCCCUCAGUCUCUGACCUUCCAGGAUCUGAACAGCUUGGAUAAAACUCUGAGUGAGAUGCUCUUGGCGAAAAACCGAUAUCCAUUACCGAAUGCCGGCCACAGCUCACCGCCACGCGAGGUUGACAGGCUCGUGGCACCACCACCGAGCCCAGUCUCCUUCGAACGGCAGCAACCUAGAUGCUGCCUUUGA